AUGUCGAACAUCACCCAAGAUGCAUAUAAACCCACGAUGCGCUGCCCCAAGAACAUCCCUCUCUCCAUCCGCCAUCGACACAAUCUCCUCAACCACACACCCAAUUACACACCAAACCAAACCACACCCACUCCACCAAACAUGAAGUACACCACCCCCCUCCUCCUCUUCAUCGCGGCCCUCACCACCGCCAACCCCGUCACCUCCCCCUCCGCCAACGCCAUCACCUCGGCCAACCCGCUCGUCGCCCGUGACCCCAUCUGCGACAAGUGCAACAAGGAGUUCGAGGACUGCCAGAAGGUAAUACCCCCCUUUUCCCAUCUCUUCCAGUGUGACUUGAACUAA
Messenger RNA from Alternaria incomplexa, 345 nucleotides. RefSeq lists its product as uncharacterized. The coding region runs from base 1 to 345 and encodes 114 amino acids. The record is from RefSeq and is a predicted model, not a curated record. The transcript is spliced from 2 exons. NCBI's taxonomy places the organism in Eukaryota, Fungi, Ascomycota, Dothideomycetes, Pleosporales, Pleosporaceae.